This is a messenger RNA of Sinocyclocheilus rhinocerous, 983 nucleotides long. RefSeq names its product homeobox protein Nkx-6.2-like. The coding region runs from base 375 to 983 and encodes 202 amino acids. The record is from RefSeq and is a predicted model, not a curated record. Gene Ontology annotation, molecular function: DNA-binding transcription factor activity, RNA polymerase II-specific; RNA polymerase II cis-regulatory region sequence-specific DNA binding. The transcript has 2 exons. NCBI's taxonomy places the organism in Eukaryota, Metazoa, Chordata, Actinopteri, Cypriniformes, Cyprinidae. Gene Ontology annotation, biological process: regulation of transcription by RNA polymerase II; cell differentiation. Gene Ontology annotation, cellular component: nucleus.
CGUUAUUAAUGCCGCGCUUGAUGGAGUGCGGCGUUGUCCCAUGCAAAUCCGCCGCCUCGCGUCCUCCAAUCAGAGCGCGGCGUCACUUAGCGUCUUCCAAUGGGAGAUAGGCGCUCGCGCGGUUAUCUGCUCGCCGUCGCCGCUGGAGGCCACUGACCGGAGGACGGCGCUUCAGAUGCGGGCGAUCACGGCACUCAAAGCGGGCGUGAGAUCUGCCGGCGGCCGGCAUCCGGAUUCUGCUUCGGGACGCUCGUGAAACUCUUUUGCAUGGGAGACAUUCGCAGACUCUGACUUCCAGCUCCAGUGGAUGAGUUGUCGAGUUGAGUGCGCUGUUGUACUUUUUACGCGGAGCAUCCUGUGGUUCGUGCGCACCAAUGAUAGCGGUCGGGCAGAUGGAUAGUAACCGGCAGAGUGCGUUCGUUCUGGGCAGCACUCCUCUGGCUGCGCUGCACAACAUGACCGAGAUGAAGACCUCUUUAUUCCCGUACGCCCUGCAGAACCCCGCGGGCUUCAAGGCUCCUUCCUUCUGCAACCUGAGCUCUCAGAUCCCGCUGGGAACGCCGCAUGGAAUAAGCGAUAUCUUGGGGAGACCCAUCACCGCAGGACAGCUGCUCUCGGGCUUUCCCCGGAUCAACGGCUUGACAUCAGCCGGGAUGUACUUCAACCCCGCGGCGGUGUCUCGGUACCCCAAACCGCUGACGGAGUUGCCCGGGAGGGCGCCCAUAUUCUGGCCGGGAAUGAUGCAGGCUUCGCCCUGGAGAGACCCGCGGGUUCCCUGUCCGGCCCAGGCACAUCUGAUGCUGGACAAGGAUGGGAAGAAGAAACACUCCAGACCAACUUUUUCCGGACAGCAGAUCUUCGCGCUGGAGAAGACCUUCGAACAGACCAAAUAUCUGGCCGGACCGGAGCGAGCUCGACUCGCCUAUUCUCUGGGAAUGACCGAGAGUCAAGUCAAGGUAAACCAGAGGCGGGGUUUAUAUUAA